CCUGCCCUCAGAACCAGACCACAAGAUCAACAAGGGCAAAUCCCUCAACAGCAACCUGUUAUCCUUUAACGAAGGAGAGUCCUUCCUCGAAAAGGUUGAACAGUUUGCAGGUGUCCACUCCAAGGGAUCCAUCACAUCUUCAUCAUUCGACACUCUUUGGAUUUAAACCUUUGCUCCACUCAAUCAUGGCUGCUUCAGUCUUGUCCAACCUUGGGCUUAUCCGCUAUCCGAAUGUCCUACUUCUGACGUUGACUGGUUUGAGCCUUAGCAGCCCCAUCAGGUCUCUUGAGGACCACCACAGGGGUGACAACCCGCUACUUGAUGCACAGGACUUUCUGAGCCACUUUCUGUCCACAAUGAACCUGACGGAGCUGAGGCCCCAGCCCAGGCCUCCCGCUGCCCGUAAGGAGCCACCGGAGUACAUGCUGGAGCUGUACAACCGCUUCGCCCACGACCACACCGCUGUGCCCUCGGCCAGCAUUGUGCGCAGCUUCAAGAACGAAGAUCUGUCCCCGAGCAGUUUGACAGCCAGGGGUGUGCGGAUACACCCGCUGCUGUUCAACAUCUCAAUGCGCCACCAUGAGCACAUAACAAUAGCCGAGCUUCGCCUUUUCACCCUGGUCUGGAGGGCCCGGAGAUCGUAUGCUGGCACCAACUGCAAGGUGACCAUCUACAAAAUACACGAGGGCGUUGUUUGGACCAAAGAGGCGGGGAAAGCGGGGAGAAGGAGGGAUAAAGAGGAGGUGGUGGAGAUGAAGGACCUGGAGGAACUGGUGACAAAGCAUAUCCAUGCCAAAGAUAACAGCUGGGUGUCAUUUGACCUGACUCAUGUGGUCGCACGCUGGCUGAAGUCAGGGUGUGCAACUCACAAACUGGAGGUACACAUAGCAAGCGUGGGGUCAGAGGAGGAAGGGGCCACAGAGGAAGAGGAGGAGGAGGAGGAGGAGGAGGACGGGAGGGUGGUUGAGAUUGAUAUCGACAGGAGCUUGGAGGGGAACCACAACGCAGUGAUGAUUGUGUUCUCAAACGAUCAGAGCAGAGACCACAAACUGGAUAAACAAGAGCUCAACCAGAUGAUUGAACACGAGAAUGACCUUCCUGAAAGCGUGGGCCGGAGCCAGCAGGCUUUGUGGGAGCGCGGUAAUCACCACCAGGACGAGCUGGACAAACAGUCCCUCACGCAGCUGCAGUCCAACCUUAUCUAUGACACGCCUCCCCGAAUCCGUCGCAAUGUUAAGAGCGAGCCAUGCAAGAGGACCCCACUCUUCGUGGAUUUUAAAGACAUUGGCUGGGACUCGUGGAUCAUCCAGCCGCUGGGCUACGAGGCGUACGAGUGCAAUGGCGUGUGCAACCCACCCAUGACCUCCGAGGUCUCGCCCACCAAACACGCCAUAGUGCAGACACUGCUGAGUGUUAAGAGUCCGGAGAGGGCAUCGCGUGCCUGCUGUGUACCCACUAAGCUGGAGCCCAUCUCACUCCUUUAUCAUGAUAACGGGGUGAUCACGUUCAACCACAAGUAUGAGGGGAUGGUGGUGGCGGAGUGCGGCUGUAGAUAGUCCUUACACAGAGAUAGAGACUGUGCACUGAAGGAGCGACAUCAAUGAUCAUCAUCUCACAUCCACCUAUCUGUCCACAGUAUCUAACAUCUCAUACAGUGGUGUGAAAGUUUAGACUUAGUUGUAAAUUAGGGAAGAACACAAAUCUGUGCUACGUGAUGUAAAUUAUUCAUUGUAUAAAGUUACAGUCGGGUCAGAAAGUCUGAGGCCACGAGGAAAAAAUACUUUUCUUUUUGCAUUUGUCUCAAAACUGAAACUAUUUGGUUGCUUACAAAUGAUGGUACCAACUUAAAGGUGCAUUAUGUAGUAAUUGGCAUCCUGUCAAAUUCAUACUCAAACUGUAGCUGCCCUUAGCCGGUUAGCUCAGUUAGCUGCGCAGCUCACGGCUAGCAUGGGAGCUUUGGACCAGAGCAGGACAGGGCUAGCUGGUUAGCACGCAUUCUGUUUUAAAUGUCAUGUCUUGCAUAUUGCACCUUUAGCUAUUUGAGUGAAAUGGUGAGCGGCACGCACUCGACCUGGCACGGACUCCACAAGUUUGUGCGAAACCCGAUGUCUCAUGAUUGACCAAGCUUUUCACGAUGUUACAGAGAGCUUGGUUCCAUACAUAUUCGAUGGAGUUGAGGCCAGUGACUAGAGAAAAAGUCCAUGACAGUCAGGACUCUUGGUCUCGGUCUUCAUCAUUUACAACAAAACAUUUACAUUUGGAAAAAAAAAAGGAUUCUUAAUUGGGGUCUCAGACUUUUUUGUGCCCACUGUAAAUCGGCUAUUAUUAUAUUAUUGUAGAAUACAAAGCUUAUUAAAUCAGUCUGUCGUGAUUUAUAACAAUUAUUUGCAGAUUUUUGUAUGUCAGAAUGUUUCGGGAUACGACCGCAGUUCACUGUAACGGACAGUAACAGGCCCUCUCUGCAAAUAUAUAGCUUCUAUACCCUGCACCACAGUUAGCUCACAGACGACUGAAGAUGAGAAAAGGCAGAAAAUAGAGUGAUUUGUCUGAACAUAAAAGAAAAAGUCUCCUCCACCUGGUUCAGAUGACUGUCUUUAGGGGCUAAGUGUGAGCACUGAUAUCAGUUACAAUAACAGCCUUCUGGAUAUCUAUGAAAUGAUCUAUGUAAGGACAAAAGAUGUACCUUUAGUUUCAAAGCACACAAGCUGACAAAAAGGGAGGUUUGCGCUUCGGGUUAUUUCACCGGCCAACUUUUCAUCACAGAACUUCCUCUGAUCCGUCUACGUUUUGUUCCGGCAGAAAUGACUCAUGAUGCAGACGCUGAGUUGAUCCAAACUGACAUGUUCUUUUAAAAAAAGGGUAGGCCACCAGAUCACAUGAUGAUUUGCACUACUGGUAGUUUGCUGUAUGUUUUUUGUUCAACUAUGAAAAGCCUCUUAAAUCAGCUGUAAGUGAUUCAUAGUCUUGCCAAGAUGGUUUAUGCGUGAGUAUACAUGCCGCAGAUUUGUAAAAACGGCAUAAUUUGUUUCUGUGCCCUGUGGCCCCUCGGAGCCACUGAAAUGAUUUCAAGAAUGUGACAUUUUCCCUCUUAUUUGCUUGCCAAACUUGCAGGAAAUGUAUUUUCGCUGGCUUUUGACCAGGAGAGGAUUUUCACGCUGCCUUGAAGCUCUUCGGGGGCUUCUUGUUUGAUAAAUGUACAAUUUCUCUUACCUAACAUUUCUGUCAACUGCUGUGAAAUCUUUCUUUUACACCACCCGCCAUUCAUAUUCUGCUUUUGGCUCUCGCACAAACAUUAAUCUUAUUAUGGUUGUUAAAAUAAUAAAUAAUAAAUU
Molecule: messenger RNA, 3332 nt
Organism: Acanthopagrus latus (yellowfin seabream)
Lineage: Eukaryota; Metazoa; Chordata; Actinopteri; Spariformes; Sparidae
Product: bone morphogenetic protein 10-like
Exons: 2
Coding region: 186-1556 (456 amino acids)
Biological process (GO): BMP signaling pathway; SMAD protein signal transduction
Cellular component (GO): extracellular region
Molecular function (GO): cytokine activity; growth factor activity
Source: RefSeq, a predicted model, not a curated record